Molecule: messenger RNA, 405 nt
Organism: Phycomyces blakesleeanus NRRL 1555(-)
Lineage: Eukaryota; Fungi; Mucoromycota; Mucoromycetes; Mucorales; Phycomycetaceae
Exons: 4
Coding region: 1-405 (134 amino acids)
Cellular component (GO): mitochondrion
Molecular function (GO): flavin-dependent sulfhydryl oxidase activity; flavin adenine dinucleotide binding
Source: RefSeq, a predicted model, not a curated record
AUGGACCUGGCGGCAUCAGAAGAUGCUGCCAAGGGUGGGGUCAUUAUGAGUCAUCUAGGAAAUGCAACUAUAAAAGCUGAAUUGGGUCGGUCAACUUGGAAGUUGCUUCACACUAUGGUCGCUCGCUUUCCAGAAUCUCCAACGUCUGAUGAAAGGGCUGCCUUAAAGCAAUUUAUUUUACUCCUUUCUAGGUUGUACCCCUGUGGGGAAUGUGCGGAACAUUUUCAAAAAUUGCUUGCCAAAUAUCCUCCUCAGACUUCUUCUCGCGUAGCAGCAUCUCAGUGGGCAUGUGCAAUUCACAACCAUGUGAACCAACGUUUGGGAAAAGAAAUAUUUAACUGUGCUGAUAUCGAGGCAAAGUACCAGUGCGGAUGUGAUGCUGAGAAUACAGAAACCACUUUAUAA